GCAUCUACAAUGGGAGAACUGUUUCCUUCCAAAAGUAAAUAAUCGUGUGGUAUUGCAUUUAAAUAUGCAAUUACAAGUACAUUCUCUAAUUGGAAAACAUGAGCAAAAACAUAAAUGAUAAAUGUAAAAACCUACUUACAGGCAAUAAAUAUGAAGUAGGAAAAACAAGAUAUGGACCCAGAAAAAUAACAUUGGAACACUUAGGUGAGCAUCGAGCGCCAUUUUAUCAACACCAGAUGGUGCGUGUCCAGGCAUGAACAUUAAAAGAAAACCUAGACACAUACUGCACCUAUUAUAAAAAAAAGAAACACCACCAUUGACCGCCAAGUGCUUACAUCAAGUCAAACUCAAGAAACAACACGUAAGUCUUGCUUAACCGAGAAAACUGCACACAAACUACACCUAGCAUAAAGAUAAUGAAAACUCACCAGUGUCUAGAGUGUGGGAAAGUAUUCAGUCGUCUUGGACACGUGAAGACUCACAUGUUAGGGCAUUCAGGUGACAAACUUCAUCAGUGUACAGAGUGCGGGAAGAGAUUUAGUCAACUUGGAAGUAUGAAGACUCACAUGUUGGUGCAUUCAGGUGAGAAACCUCACGAGUGUCUAGAGUGUGGGAAGAGAUUCAGUCGUCUUGGAAGUAUGAAGACGCAUAUCUUGGUGCAUUCAGGUGACAAACCUCAUGAAUGUCCAGAGUGUGGGAAGAGAUUCAGUCAGCUUGGAAGUUUGAAGACGCAUAUCUUGGUGCAUUCAGGUGACAAACCUCAUGAAUGUCCAGAGUGUAGGAAGAGAUUCAGUCAUCUUGGUGGUAUGAAGACUCACAUGUUGGUGCAUUCAGGUGUCAGACCUCACGAGUGUCCAGAGUGUGGGAAGAGAUUUAGUCAUCUCGGAAGUAUGAAGAUUCAUUUGUUGGUGCAUUCAGGUGAUAAACCUCAUGAGUGUCCAGAGUGUGGGAAGAGAUUCAGUCAGCUUGGAAAUAUGAAGACUCAUAUAUUAGUGCAUUCUGGUGAUAAACCUCACGAAUGUCCAGAGUGUGGCAAGAAAUUCAGUCAGCUUGGAAGUAUGAAGACUCAUAUGUUAGUGCAUUCAGGUGACAAACGUCACGAGUGUCCAGAGUGUGGGAAGAGAUUCAUUCAACUUGGAGAUAUGAAGAAACACAUUUUAGUACAUUCAGGUAACAAGUCUUAUGAGUGUCCUGAGUGUGGGAAGAGAUUCAGGCGUCUUGGAAGUGUGAAGACUCACAGGAUGGUGCAUGCGGAUGAAAGACCUUUUGAAUGUGCUGAGUGUGGCAAAAAAUUUAGAGAACGUGGGGCUAUAAUACGUCACAUCCACAAUCAGAUACCCCUCUCAGAGAGUGCCAAGAGAAUCUCUGCCUUCGGGACACCUGACGGUCUUUAUCAAUAUAAAAUCCUACCAUUCGGUAUGAAAAAUAGUGGAAGUUGCUUCCAGAGAGCCAUGAAUAAAAUGUUACAGGGAAUGGUAGGUUGUACAGUUUAUAUUGAUGACAUUAUAGUUUAUUCACACUCAUGGGAUGAACACCUACGUCAAUUAAAGGAGUUGUUUGAUAAAUUGGAAGAGGUAAAUUUGGUUGUUAAUCUCCCAAAGAGUGAAUUUGGCAAAGUAAAAUUGCAAUAUCUUGGCUACAUCGUAGGGCAAGGGGAGGUUGUCCCUGUCAGACGAAAAGUUGAAGCCAUAGAUAAGUACCCUGUGCCUAGAGGGAGAAGAGAUUUACUCAGGUAUCUAGGCAUGGUGGGGUACUAUAGAAAAUUCUGCAGAAAUUUUGCAACCAUUGCGGCACCAUUAACAGGACUUUUAGCGAAGCAUAAGAAGUGGCAGUGGGACGAAGCCUGUCAAGAAUCGUUUAAUAAAACGAAAUCAUUGCUAACAGAAGCCCCUGUACUGGUUUCACCCGAUUUUCAGAAGCCAUUUUCCCUCUUUGUCGAUGCUAGUGACGUAGAAGCUGGCGCAGUUUUAACACAGGACCAAAAUGGCACUUGUAAACCUGUGUCCUAUUUUUCUAGGAAGUUUUUACCAAAUCAAAGAGCGUAUAGUACCAUUGAAAAGGAAACCUUAGUCUUAGUGAUGGCGCUACAGUAUUUUGAGGUAUCCGUGGGAGCGGGCAUAGGACCUGUUACGGUCUUCACAGAACAUAACCUCCGUCGUAUUUCUAAAUAA
Procambarus clarkii (red swamp crayfish) is the source of this 2171-nucleotide messenger RNA. The record is from RefSeq and is a predicted model, not a curated record. NCBI's taxonomy places the organism in Eukaryota, Metazoa, Arthropoda, Malacostraca, Decapoda, Cambaridae.